Chara braunii is the source of this 1456-nucleotide messenger RNA. Lineage: Eukaryota; Viridiplantae; Streptophyta; Charophyceae; Charales; Characeae. The record is from the annotation of a GenBank genome assembly.
GCGAGGAAGUUGUCGCUGCUUUGUGUCCUCAUCCUCCUAUUGCUGCUCCUGCUCAUACUGCACCUUUGGUCUUCGAGGCGUGCAAGGGUUGUGCCCCACAAGCUGAAACCGAUGAGAUCGAGCAAGCGUAUGGCGUGCAAAGGAGGGAUGGGUGCCCGCGGCGACGGGGCGGACAUGUUCAUGCACAGGGUUAUGGGGGGUGGCGUCGAGGGCUGUUUUCAGUCGGACACACCACGUUACGAUCCAGCACUUUAUGCGCACCUGCCGCAGCAUCUUCAGCCCCUUCCCGACGAUGAGAAUUGGCAGCCGCCUCCAUCGACAUUCGACCUCGCGCACGGCUCCACACAGUCCCUAUCGGACAGUGGAGUGUGGGUGCAAGAUCAGCGGCCGAGGCAGGGGCCAAUGACGUCGCUUCUGUUCGACGGAUCGCAGCAGGGAAUGUGCCCACCCCUCGAUCUGCAGUUGUCUUCGGGGGGUCACCCUGCCGCGUCGCGAACGCUUAUCAUCAAUCCCGCCAGCCGUUCGGAGGGAGACGCGUCAGUCGGACAGUCGGCUCGGCGGCCGGGUGCUGCGAGCUUGCAGCCAACAGCCGCACCUGCGAACAUCAACAUUCACAUAGGUCCGACGGUGACGCGACCGACGACGAGGGUUCGGGCAUCAUCGCAGGGUACGCAAGCCAAUGUCGUGGACGACAUCACCGCCAAGGUGUCGACGAUGCGCGCCACGAGUGACGGAGAUGGCAGUGCCGCUGGGGGUGCGGACUGUGAAAUCAUGGAAGAUGGAGCAGCAGACGACGUGGAGGACGAAGACGACGAAGACGAAACUCUUGCUGCGGCGGGCCACAACUUUGCGAGGAUGAAGACGAAGCAGUGGAAAUGGACUGACAUCGCGAAGAGGAUGGAGGUGCAGGGAGUGACACGUGAGUGGGAUGUGUGCAUGAAGAGAUGGGAGAAUAUGUUCUCGUGGUACAAAAAGGUGCAAUGGAGGGAGAAGGAGUCCGGGUUGCAGUCGUUCUUCACGCUGACGCCGAAAGAACGAGCCGAGAAAGGGUACAAGUUCAAGAUGGAUCGCCGACUUUACCAGGCAAUCCAUGCCGGUCAGCACGGUAAUCAAACCAUCCACCCGCCGAAUGUGGUGGACACGGGGGCUUCUGAGACACAGUCUGGUGCAAACAACGGCGGCGCGGGCGAAACUUCGGCGAGCGAGAAUGGGGAUGGGGAGGCCGGUGAAGGCUGCGCGAGCAGGUCGUCAAGCGGGAUGAAGUUCACAAAAAGGAAAAAUGCAAGGCAGCAGGCUUUUGAGGCGGUGACGGACGUAAUGUUCAGUCACUCAACAGUCGUGGCCGAUUCUAUGGACAGGGCAAGCAAACGACAGUGCGACGUCCUUCAGCGAUAGUGCGAUAUCAUGGAGAGGGAGGUGAAAGUGCACGAGACACAGUGCGGCGUGAUGGAUGCGG